AUGAGCAACAAGAAAGUAGCAAUAGUAGUAGGAGCCUCGCGAGGCAUUGGCCGCCAAGUCGCCAUCGACCUAGCAAAGAACGGCUACGCAGUCGUCGUAGCAGCCAAAACCACCUCGGACGCCAGCAAAUGCGACCCCUUCCCACCCGACCCCAACUCCUUCGCCUCGACCAUCAACACGGUCGCGCGCGAAAUCACCGAAGCCGGCGGGACCGCCACCGCGCUGCAAGUCGACGUGCGCUCGCCGUCCAACAUCGCCGACAUGGUCGCCCAAACCGUGCACCUCUACGCCCGCAUCGACGUCGUCGUGUACAACUCCGGCGCGAUCUGGUGGUCCUCCGUAGCUAAGACGCCGUUCAAACGCUUCGAGCUGAUGCAGAAGAUAAAUCCGCAGGGGCUGUAUGCGGUUGUGGAGGGGGUUUUGCCGGUGAUGUAUAAGAACGGUGGGGAUGGUGGUGGUGGGAAGGGGGAGGGAAGGAUUAUAGUGAUCAGCCCGCCGAUUUAUUCGAGGUUUUUUAAGGGGAAGACGGCGUAUGCGAUGGGGAAGGUGGGGAUGAGUGUGUUGACUAUGGGGCUUGCGGUGGAUUUUGAGAGGGAGGGGAGAGUGGGCAUGGGGGUUACGAGUCUUUGGCCGGCGGUGGCAAUCGACUCCGCCGCGACCCAAACCCCCAAAUCUUACCCACCCCAAGACGGCCGCGCGAACCUCCGCAAACCCGAGAUUUUCUCCGACGCCAUCCUAUCCAUCAUCAAAGCCCCUUCCAAGGACGUCUCCGGGAAAUGUUUCCUGGACGAGGAUUAUUUGAGGGAACAUGAUGGCGUGCAGGAUUUCGGCAAGUAUGCGCUGGUGCCCGGGACGAAUCCAAGGAGGAUUAUGCCGUUGAAGAUGCCGGAUUUGACGGUCGAGGAGCAGGAUGAUGAGGGGGUGAGGGUGGAUAGUGCGAUGCUUAGGGGUAAUAGGGAUAGUAAGCUUUGA
Molecule: messenger RNA, 972 nt
Organism: Zasmidium cellare ATCC 36951
Lineage: Eukaryota; Fungi; Ascomycota; Dothideomycetes; Mycosphaerellales; Mycosphaerellaceae
Exons: 3
Coding region: 1-972 (323 amino acids)
Molecular function (GO): oxidoreductase activity
Source: RefSeq, a predicted model, not a curated record